CGAUUCCGUAGGAAUAAAUGAGGAAGAAUGGCGAACGCGUGGAUUAGAACGGUAAUUAAAGGGAAAAAACGAUACUCGUCAGCAGCCAAACAAUAAACUCCUUUAAUGCAUAGGCUAGAAGCCAUUCGAUCCGAAUUCCAGAACCUGCUUCUCAAUCGACCAGAUCAACCGUCGUCGUCACCGAAUACUACCAGUACUACACCUUCACCAACACCAUCGCAAGAAUCUGCUAACAGAUCAUCGAUCCUUGAACUCGAAUCUGUCGCACAACUAAUUGACAAGUUUCGGAACGAUUGGCAUGAUAUUCAUGAAAGAAACCAUGCAAAUUUCAGCAAAUUUGAAGUAGCGGAUCGAUUGUUGAUCGUCUUACUUGAACGGUGUCAACAACAUGCCAAUGUCUGCAAAAGAAUGGAUGAUAUACCCAACGAUCUUUCAACAAUACAAAGUGAACUCCAUUCCCUUACCGAUAUUGCAGGUGAAUUGAAAAGUAAGUUAGCGACCUUGGAAGAUAGGAUAGAGGAAGCUACGGCCGAACAUACCCGUGGCGAAUUCGAAGCAUGGAAACGACAGGAACAGGUUCGAGUAAAAGAAGAACUGGCAGAAAAGAGCACUAGCAAGGCGAGAAGCAGAGCUCAAAGAAGCAUAUGAACAGCAUAAUAAUACACAAACGCAAAAACGCGUUGAGUUAUAUGAAGCUACCUUUAAUGCA
This is a messenger RNA of Zychaea mexicana, 709 nucleotides long. RefSeq lists its product as uncharacterized. The record is from RefSeq and is a predicted model, not a curated record. The coding region runs from base 106 to 648 and encodes 180 amino acids. The transcript has 7 exons. NCBI's taxonomy places the organism in Eukaryota, Fungi, Mucoromycota, Mucoromycetes, Mucorales, Lichtheimiaceae.